AUGCACAUCACGAGAGUGCAGGAGGGCAUUGAUGCAGUGGAUUCUGGAGGGAAGCACGCCACUGUGAUCGCAAUCCAGCCAGGCACAUACUUUGAGCAGGUACGAGUCCCCUGCAACAAGACAAACAUUCUGCUGCGGGUGGCAUCAGUCGAAGAAGGGGGCACAGGUGGUGGGGAGGUGGAGGCAAACGCUUUCACGGCAGAGGGGAUAGUGUUUGAGAACGCAGCAGGGCCUCAGUGUGGGGGUGCGUCAGGGCAGAACCAGGCAGUGGCAGUGCGAGUGACAGCGGAGCGAGCAGCGUUCCACCAGUGCAGCUUCCUGGGGUGGCAGGACACGCUCUAUUUGCACCGUGGAAGUGCGUGGUUCAGGGAUUGUCGAGUGGAGGGAUCUGUGGACUUCAUCUUUGGAGGGCCCAAGGCACGAGGAUACUGGAAGGGAUGUGAGGUGGCAGUAAGGGGCAGGGGGUGGGUGACGGCUCACCGCAGGGACCUCACUCAGUGGCCUGACGACACCAAUGGUGCAUUCGUCUUCGAUGCAUGCUCCGUUCAAGACGCGCCUGUGCUGAUGCAUGGGUGCAGCAUUGGAGCCGUGGUGAAGGCAGAGGGGUGGGGCGCAUGGAACUCGGCCACUGACGUGUCUCGCCCUCGAUUUCUCAAGUGGGGGUGCACUGGACCCCGUGCUUCAUUGGCUCAUGUAUGA
Molecule: messenger RNA, 699 nt
Organism: Closterium sp. Yama58-4
Lineage: Eukaryota; Viridiplantae; Streptophyta; Zygnematophyceae; Desmidiales; Closteriaceae
Source: the annotation of a GenBank genome assembly